UUUUGAUAAGACAUUCAGCAGAAAGGUAUAAAAGUAGCUGAAGAGUCCGUUCAGGGCAUACACUUUAUUCGUGAAGUUUCCCGUAAACAUGAAUCGCUUCUUUGCUACUCUCGCCGUGCUGUGUGUGGCCUUUGCUGCUGCCCAAGCCACGUGCCCAACAAUCAUCACACGUGCUCAAUGGGGUGCCAGGAAUGCCAAUACUGCUGCCCUUCCACGUGUUCCAGCUCCCUUCGUUGUUGUCCACCACACAGCUGGAGCUUUCUGCUCCACACAGGCUGCCUGUGCCCAGCAGAUGCGCAACAUUCAGGGCUGGCAUAUGGAUGGCAAUGGUUGGGCUGAUAUUGGCUACAACUUCUGCGUCGGUGAGUGCGGUCUUGCCUACGAAGGUCGUGGCUGGCGCCGUCAGGGAGCUCACGCCCCAGGCUACAAUAACCAAUCCGUCGGAGCCUGCGUCUUCGGUACCUUCACAUCCCGCGUUCCCAAUGCUGCUGCCCAGCUUGCCCUUCAGCGUCUCAUCAAUUGCGGUGUAGGUGGUGGACACAUUGCCACCAACUACUGGCUCAUUGGACAUCGUCAGGCUGUUGCCACUGCCUGCCCAGGAGAUGCCUUCUUCAACCUCAUCCGCACCUGGCCACGUUUCAAUGCCAACCCCAGCCCAUUGUAAAUACUACACACACACAACACAAAAACACGCAAAAUUGGCUGACAAACACGAUUUUGGGACUCCUCCUACUGCACCAAAUUGGAAUAAAAAAAAGAGAAUUCUACUGCUGAAGGAUUUUGUGAACUUCUUCCACGUGUAUGACAAGGAAUGUGCGUGAUAAGAAGGACAAGAAAAAUAAUAUAAAUAAGAAACAAUUUUUUCUUUAUAAAAAAAAGUUUCAUUUGCAAGCAA
This is a messenger RNA of Lutzomyia longipalpis, 895 nucleotides long. RefSeq names its product peptidoglycan-recognition protein SC2-like. The record is from RefSeq and is a predicted model, not a curated record. Gene Ontology annotation, biological process: peptidoglycan catabolic process; innate immune response. NCBI's taxonomy places the organism in Eukaryota, Metazoa, Arthropoda, Insecta, Diptera, Psychodidae. Bases 89 to 664 code for a protein of 191 amino acids. Gene Ontology annotation, molecular function: peptidoglycan binding; zinc ion binding; N-acetylmuramoyl-L-alanine amidase activity. The transcript is spliced from 2 exons.